AUGUCAACAAAGUUGAGAAUACUGGUACCAGUGAAAAGAGUCAUUGAUGCUUCGUUGAAGCCUAGAAUUAACAAGGCCCAGACAGGCGUUGAAACUAAGGGGGUCAAAUUCAGUAUCAACCCCUUUGACGAUAUUGCUGUCGAAGAAGCUGCCAAGAUUAAGGCUGCACAUAAAGGUGCUGUUGAAAAGCUGCAUGCCGUUUCUAUUGGUGGUACUAAAUCUCAAGAUGUAUUGAGAAUUGCAUUAGCCAAAGGCUUCGACACAUCUACGUUAGUUGACGUUGGCGAACAGGAAGUUGAACCGUUGCAAGUUUCAAAGAUUCUGCAAAAAGUUGUUGAGAAAGACAAUUUCAAUCUGGUUAUUUUGGGUAAGCAGGCAAUCGAUGACGAUUCUAACCAAACUGGACAAAUGCUGGCUGGUUUAUUGAACUGGCCUCAAGCUACCAAUGCUUCAGAGGUUAUAAUCGAAGGAGAUUCUGUUACUGUCACAAAGGAAAUAGAUGGUGGUGCAGAAACUGUUAAGGCUAAAUUGCCAUUGAUCAUCACCACUGACUUAAGAUUAAACGAGCCUAAGUUUGUCACGCUUCCUAAGAUGAUGAAGGCUAAAAAGAAGCCUAUUGAAACUCUUAAACCAGAGGACCUUGGCGUUUCUGUUGAACAAAGGCUAAAGGUUUUGAAGCUGGAGGAGCCCCCUGUCCGUAAAGCUGGUAUAAAGGUUAAGGAUGUUGAUGAGUUAGUUGCCAGGAUUAAGGAAUUAAUCUAA
This is a messenger RNA of Komagataella phaffii GS115, 762 nucleotides long. RefSeq lists its product as uncharacterized. Gene Ontology annotation, cellular component: cytosol. The transcript is spliced from 2 exons. NCBI's taxonomy places the organism in Eukaryota, Fungi, Ascomycota, Pichiomycetes, Pichiales, Pichiaceae. Bases 1 to 762 code for a protein of 253 amino acids. Gene Ontology annotation, molecular function: electron transfer activity. The record is from RefSeq and is a predicted model, not a curated record.